AUGAAGGCAAGCGCCUCAGGUGCGGUCGGAGACCGGGCAGGUGUCGGCAGCAGCGCCCGUUGUCGUGGCCUUAAAGUUUCUGAGCGUUGCGAGCGGGUCGAACAAAGACGACAAAAAGUUGAAGAAUAUCUAUCAAGAAAAAAGACUUUUUCUGGCCUGCCCAUUCAAGAAAACGAGGCAUCGAUCAGUAGCAAAACUAGGAGAACAACUAGCAAGAAACUACAAGACGAAAUACAGCUCUCAACAUCUCCAAAGUCAGGAAUGGAAAACAAAGAGAAUGCUCAUAAACUGUCACAGAAACAAUCAAGUGGAACCUCAGAAGAAAAUGUUAUUUUAAACUCUUCCACAAUCACACUAACAAAUUCCAUAUCGGGGGCAAACUAUAAUCCUGAAGAUCAUGCUUCCACAAAUGAAGUUACAGAAAUAAAAUCUCGGCAUGUGUCACUUAGCAAGUCCUUCUUGCAAAUGAAACGCAUAAAAGAGAAGCAAUUGAUUGCAGAAAAACAAAAUUCAAGUGUCAGCCAACCAAAGAAACCAGCGCUUGGUACAUAUCGUGGCAAAGUUAUCCAAUCCAAGAUAAACUCCUUUCGAAAGGCACCAAAAAGUGAAGGGGAAAAGAGUUCUUUGCCAGACAAACUUCCUUGUUCUGCCACCAAACCAGCAUCAAGUUCCCUGUCCACAAACAGCUGUAGUGUAGCUCUGAAGACCACCAAAGUCACAAACUACCUUAAUUCUGCAAAACAAAAUGGUGUCCUCCCACUCCAGAGCAAAUCAUCUAACAAAGCCACUAUUAACUCUCAGUCCAGUCUCAAGGAAAGGCAACCGCCGUCUGCUGUAGCACCAAAAAAAGUAACAGUCAAAAAAAUGGCUGGGGAAAGGGAACCACAGCCACCGAAGGCAGCUUCUAACAAGUCUGUCUGUAGAGCACAAGGAAUGAAGAAAUGUGCAGAGUUUUGUGAAGAUGCAAGACCAGAAGCUCCAGCAAAACAAAUUUCUGUUGUUCCUGGUACAAGGUUGGGACAGGAUUCUAAAAUUAAUGGCAACAGAAUAGCUGUGCCAAAAGAGUCAGCAGAAGAGAGAAGAGCUCGGCUGGAUGAAUGGAGAGCAUCUAGAGGAAAAGUGAUGAGGAGACCUCCUAUAUCUGUGCUUCUGGGACCCCAGUCUAAAAGUGAAGAAAAAGAAUUCUCUUCUGGUGAUUCUUUAGAGUAUGCACUACAUAGUGAAAAGGUCAACAAGACUCUCGCAGAAUGUCUGCAGUUAACCAAACAGGGACGUGAAGCCAAUGAAAUACGUGCUAUGUUGGAAGAUCUGACACGGAGCAUUCCUGGGGCUAAAAAGCUUGCAAAAUACUGGAUCUGCUGUAUGUGUCUUGAACAGAGAGGCCCUCUUGAAAAGCUUCUUGCUGUCUAUGAGGAGGCCAUUUUGGCAGGAGCAAUGCCUAAAGAUGAACUACGACACGCACUAAUAGACACUAUGAGAAACACUGAAAGCCUUUUCAAGUCUCAGGAUGAGGAAACUGUGACAGAAGCUCAUUUAAAUGAGGUAGUGGAAGUCAGCAAGGAAACAAACUCAUCUGUAGAGCAAGUUGAGGAGGCCUCCAAGGAUCUCUGCCCUGAUGACCAAAAAGCAGAGAGUGAUGACAGGCAGGCAGACACAAGCAGUGAAGUGAUCAAAAAAGAAGAAAUGGAUUUAGACUUGAAACCUAGAGAAGAGAUCUUGCCAAAAAAGAAUAAAAAGCGCAAGACUAAAGAACGUAUGAAAAAGAAAGGAAGAUGUGAAACAGAAGAACAGGCUGAGGAUGAGGUAAAAGAGACAGCCCAAGCAGUUAAUUCUCUUGAGGAGGAGAAUGACACAUCUUACCUAAUGAGAGACAACCCACCUACCACACCAUACUUGGAAUGUGUGAAGAUGUACUAUGAGGCAAAUAACUCCAGUGCUAAAGACCUGAAAAUUGUAACCCCUUUGCGAUAUUCUCAACGUAUUCGGGAGAAGACGUGCAAGCAGUCAGAUACUGUUAAAGAUCAAGAUCCACACAUGUCUCCAUUUGAACAGCUGGAACUGGAAUCAAAAGCCACUGCAUUUAUCCACAAUCAGAGCAAUGCACUCAAAGAAACAAGUGCUGAAUUAGAAGAGUAA
Messenger RNA from Mesitornis unicolor (brown roatelo), 2136 nucleotides. RefSeq names its product cytoskeleton associated protein 2 (gene CKAP2). Bases 1 to 2136 code for a protein of 711 amino acids. The transcript is spliced from 9 exons. Lineage: Eukaryota; Metazoa; Chordata; Aves; Mesitornithiformes; Mesitornithidae. The record is from RefSeq and is a predicted model, not a curated record. Gene Ontology annotation, biological process: negative regulation of microtubule depolymerization. Gene Ontology annotation, cellular component: microtubule cytoskeleton.